This is a messenger RNA of Hibiscus syriacus, 586 nucleotides long. Its product is annotated as LOB domain-containing protein 12-like. The record is from RefSeq and is a predicted model, not a curated record. The transcript has 2 exons. The coding region runs from base 95 to 586 and encodes 163 amino acids. Lineage: Eukaryota; Viridiplantae; Streptophyta; Magnoliopsida; Malvales; Malvaceae.
UUCCACUUUACUCGCAGAUAAGUUGUAAUUUACUUUUCUUUCUAGUUGUCUUCAUCAGUUUCUGUUUACCAACUUUGAUUGAUUCCCCAUAACAAUGGGAGGGAACUCGCCUUGCGCUUCCUGCAAGUUGCUCCGUCGCCGCUGCGCCAAGGACUGCAUCUUUGCUCCUUAUUUCCCUUCCGAUGAUCCACACAAGUUCGCCAUGGUUCAUAAGGUUUUCGGUGCUAGCAAUGUCAGCAAGAUGUUGCAGGAGCUUCCAGUGCAGCAAAGGGCAGAUGCAGUGAGCAGUUUGGUGUAUGAGGCAAACGCAAGGGUGAGAGACCCAGUGUAUGGAUGUGUAGGGGCCAUAUCUUAUUUGCAGAACCAGGUUUCUCAGCUUCAAAUGCAGCUAGCUAUGGCUCAGGCUGAAAUAGUGUGCAUCCAAAUGCAGCCUGCUCCUCAAAUUUCAUUAGACCAAAUGGUUGAUGACAAAUCCUCAUUUCUCCAUAAUCACCACUUCAAUUUUGCUUCUUCUUCUCUUUCUACCAAUGUAAAUAUAUGUGACUCUCUCAACAGAGACAACAUCUUCGGAGACAUCAUUUCCUAA